This is a messenger RNA of Gadus chalcogrammus (walleye pollock), 2062 nucleotides long. It is a transcript of the gene styx, whose product is annotated as serine/threonine/tyrosine interacting protein. The transcript has 11 exons. Gene Ontology annotation, molecular function: F-box domain binding; protein tyrosine/serine/threonine phosphatase activity. Bases 245 to 910 code for a protein of 221 amino acids. Gene Ontology annotation, cellular component: nucleoplasm; cytoplasm. NCBI's taxonomy places the organism in Eukaryota, Metazoa, Chordata, Actinopteri, Gadiformes, Gadidae. Gene Ontology annotation, biological process: negative regulation of SCF-dependent proteasomal ubiquitin-dependent catabolic process; protein dephosphorylation; negative regulation of protein binding. The record is from RefSeq and is a predicted model, not a curated record.
UCAUGUCCUUCAGGCUGCAGCGAGACCUCACCAUGUGAGGCGCCGCGCUUCUCAACCAUUCGUCGAGAGAGUCGAGAGGACUGAUCACGUGACACAGCUGUCAGAGGACAGCAUGGCGGACAUACAUGUGGAGUCUCAAAACAAGUCGCAGCAGCAACCGUGUUUCAGCUAAUCGGCCACCAGGAGCAUCGACAACAUACCGUGUGUGUAUAGCCGGGCCGCCGGCGCCCGAACAAGCUCCAGGAUGGAGGAGGAGAACAAGCUUCGGUUCCCGUCUCUCCCGUCGUCCAAAGAGGACAUCCUAGACUGGGCCUACCCCAUGAGGCGGGAGAUGCAGGAGAUACUCCCAGGCUUAUUUUUAGGACCCUACUCUGCUGCAAUGAAAAGCAAGCUGCCAAAUCUGGAGAGUCAAGGUGUAACACAUGUUGUAUGUGUCCGCCAAGAUAUCGAAGCCAAUUUUAUUAAGCCUAAUUUUCAACACACAUUUAGAUACCUUGUCUUAGAUAUUGCUGACAAUCCAGUGGAAAAUAUAAUACGAUUUUUCCCUAUGACUAAAGAAUUUAUCGAUAGCUCUAUAGAUACUGGAGGAAAAGUACUAGUUCAUGGUAACGCAGGGAUAUCCAGAAGUGCUGCCUUAGUGAUUGCAUACCUAAUGGAGACGUUUGGGAUGAAAUACAGGGAUGCUUUCAGUCAUGUCCAGGAGCGCAGGUUUUGCAUCAACCCGAAUGUGGGCUUUGUGCAUCAGUUACAGGAAUACGAAGCUAUCUACCUUGCGAAGCUUACCAUUAAGAUGAUGUCACCGAUGCAGCUGGGCAGGUCCUUCUCUGUGGUACAAGGUGGGCGUAAGCGGAGUCUUGAGGAGGACGAGGACUUGGGAAGCAUGCAGGUCACAGCAGCGCAGAAUGGAUGACUUUUACUGACAUGUCAGCUAAGCCCAGUGCACUCUAUUUUUUACAUUUUUAUUGGGAUUAAAAAUGUAAAUAUUUGAUCAUUUUCUAACGGGGAGGGAGCGGGUGGGGGGGAGGACAGCCUGUAAUGUCUGAGACACAGAGCUGACGGGCUUUGAUAACAUUGUUCUGUAAUUCUACUUCUUGCUUUUCUCGUUGUUUUCCCCGAGCUGUACGCACUGAUGGGAGAUUUUUUGCAGUUUUAUAGUAUUUAAAGCAUUUUGCAUUUGCAGCGGGACAGUAUUGCAAUAAUGCACUUUCAAUACUUGAAUUAUUAUUGUGGUCUACCACAGGGGGGAGAGGGGAGGCAAAGGGCUGGAGGAUGGAAUAAAUGGAACGUCACAAGCGGCUUCAGAAAAGUAGUUGUAACAGACUAACAUUCGGCUUAGUGUGGCAAAGUAAGAAACUAAUAAUAAAAAAGUACAUGUCAACUGCUUAAUAAAAUGAUGUCAGACCUUAUGGUGAUUUUCUUUACAUUCAUUUGUAUAUUGACCCAUGGGGUUUUGUUUUUCAAAACUGAAAUAUUUGACAUUUUUUUGCGCAAAGCUCGAAGUCCGGAUAGGAACCAAAUAGAUGCUCGUAACUAAUUUACUAUAAAUCAUUGAUAAUUGGCACGUUUUAAUCUCGUCCUAGAUAACCGUUUCGUGAAGGAAUGGGUCAUUAAAAUAGCUUUUCAGCUUCAUUUUAUAACUGUUGGUGGCUAGUGCUCUCAACAGACUGAACCAUAUGGUUCCCACAAUUUGGGAAAUAGGAAACACUGUAGAGAUGAGAACACAAGCUUGCUUCAGUCAUUCAUUUCAUCCAAUAAUUAUUGAAUGAUCAACCAAAUCGGUUCAUAUUUCGGAAAAAUGGGUUUUCCAUUACAGAAAAAACUAAUCCUCCCUGCAAGAUACAUUGGGGUAGGUAUCAUGUAUACCACCUGUUCCUCUAUGACGUGUUCCUCUCAAUACAAACAAGCCAGGCUGGUAUUAAACACAGGGUUUAUUUGCCAAAGUUCAGGGUUGGCGUAGCUACACAAGGAGUAAACAGUUCAGCCUGAUGAGUCAAAGGGUUAUAAACCAUUUGAGAAAAGAGCCUGUAACAAAGUCUAAAUAAAUGCUGGCUGAACGUAUGCC